Hypoxylon trugodes is the source of this 1869-nucleotide messenger RNA. Its product is annotated as WD40 repeat-like protein. Bases 108 to 1427 code for a protein of 439 amino acids. The record is from RefSeq and is a predicted model, not a curated record. Gene Ontology annotation, biological process: regulation of gene expression. Gene Ontology annotation, cellular component: Rpd3L complex; cytoplasm; nucleus. Lineage: Eukaryota; Fungi; Ascomycota; Sordariomycetes; Xylariales; Hypoxylaceae. Gene Ontology annotation, molecular function: histone binding. The transcript has 6 exons.
CUUUACGCGCAUCGCGUUCUGUUGCGCAAAACCACUUUGUGAACACUUCGAACAUCAAACGAACCUGCAGAUCACAUCUUUCAUCCUGUGGCAAUUAUCAACUCGACAUGGCUCCUGGUCCUGUCGCCGAGGACGUUGAGAUGGACAUCGCUCAGGAUUACGAUGAAGACGAGGAGCAGCGACUCAUUAAUGAAGAGUACAAAACAUGGAAGAAGAACUCUCCUUUCCUUUACGAUAUGAUUUUGAGCACUGCCUUGACAUGGCCUACCCUCACGGUGCAGUGGUUUCCUGAUGUUAAGGAGCCGGAUGGAAAGAGUUGUCGUAUACACCGAGUUCUCAUCGGCACUCAUACUUCUGAAGGCAAACCGAACCAUGUACAGAUCGCCGAAGUCGAAAUCCCUAAAUCCAUCCGUCCCAAUGCGCACGACUAUGAUGACGAGCGAGGAGAGAUAGGUGGUUAUGGCAAGUCUCCGGCCGCUGGCGACACCACGGCCAUGAAAUGGAACGUUGUGCAAAAGAUUGAUCACCCUGGCGAGGUCAACAAGGCUCGAUAUUGCCCCCACAACCCUGACCUUAUCGCUACCCUGGCUGUCGAUGGACGAAUCCUCAUAUUCGACAGGACCAAGCAUAGUUCUGAACCGAACGGUAAGGUCAAUGCUCAGAUCAGCCUCGAAGGCCACAAUGAAGAAGGGUUUGGCCUCAACUGGAAUCCCCACACCGAGGGUUCUUUGGCUUCAGGAAGCGAGGACCAGACCGUGUGUCUUUGGGACCUAAAGACUCUGCAGGGCGGAAAUAGUAUCCUUGGCCCUGCCCGUCGCUUUACCCAUCACACCAAUAUCGUCAACGAUGUUCAAUAUCAUCCCAUCUCUAAGAACUUCAUUGGUAGUGUUUCCGAUGACCUAACACUGCAAAUAGUGGACGUGAGGCAGCCAUCCAACACACAGUCGUCUCUGGUUGCCAAAGGUGGACACAGUGAUGCCAUAAAUUCGCUGGCAUUUAAUCCAUCUACCGAGGUUCUCGUGGCUACUGCAUCCGCCGACAAGACCAUUGGCAUCUGGGAUCUGCGAAAUGUGAAGGAGAAAGUCCAUACACUAGAAGGCCAUCAAGAUGCAGUCACCUCGCUUUCCUGGCACCCGCAUGAGGCAGGUAUUCUUGGCAGUGCUAGCUAUGAUCGACGUAUAAUCUUCUGGGAUCUCAGCAGAGUCGGUGAAGAACAACAGCCGGAUGAUCAGGAAGACGGCCCCCCUGAGUUGUUGUUCAUGCAUGGUGGCCACACGAACCAUCUUGCAGAUUUCAGUUGGAAUUUAAAUGAUCCCUGGUUGGUGGCUAGCGCUGCGGAGGACAACAUGCUCCAAAUCUGGAAGAUUGCCGACUCAAUUGUUGGCAAGGACGAAGCUGAUCUUCCUUUAGAUGAAUUAGGAAGAUAAAGAAAUGGGGUAAAGCAUGGGAGAGCAAUGACGCAAGUUUAUAGCUCGCCUAUAUGGUGAUUUUACAAGGGCAACAGGAUGAAUAAGAGAAGGCGUUGAUACUAUUUUCACGACUCGUCUAAUCGCAAAUGAGCUGAAGCACACUAAUUCGAUGCUGUUUACCAAGGUACCUAGUAAAUACAGGCUCUCAGGCAUUAUGUUGCUGCUUUUCCGUUGAUUGAGAAUAGUCCUUUAAAUAUACUGUUCUGAACAGCUAUAUCUUUAGGUACAUAUGUAUCUAGGUAUAUACAUGUAUGUACUUAUAUAAGGUAUAACGUUGAAUAUUGCUUGUCUAUAUCUGACGUUGGGGUAUGGAUUUCCAUGUAGGCACUUGUGUGACGAGUUAUAUGCGUCGGUCCUGUGUCAAAACAUACAUAAUAAACGAAGGAAAAUUCCAUAUACC